CUUUUACAACGUAAGGGUUGUGUGUUUAUCGAAAGGAAUUUCCCGUUAAUUCUGCGCCUAAAGAUGGCGACAGAAAUGACCAGGAAUAAUUCUACAGAGUCUUCGUUGUCUGUGCAGCAAAGUCUUGAACAGGAAAGGGACUGUUAUAAGGAGAAAGUAGAACACAUGAAAGUUCUUCUGAAACAAUGUCAAGCUGAACUCCAUACCUAUAAGAUCCGCCACGGGGGAGUAGAAACUUUUUCAAGACUCUUACAAGAGACCAAACAGGAAAAUGUUGGUCUUGUUAAAAAAGUGAAGACAUUGGAGACGAUAAUUCGGAAUUUUCAAAGUAGAUUAAUUAAUAAUGGGUUAUCAGCAAGUCUCAGUUUGGAAGAAAGCGACGUUUUUAUUCCCGGUACCUCGAAACAAGUUCUUGAAAACCUCUCUCGAGAAAACUCUCGAUUAAAACAGCUUUUGAGAUCGUCCCCAAACGACCCGGAAGAAAUUCAAACCUUACAACAGAAAGUCAAAGAGCUGACCCAGAAAAAUUCCACCCUUCAACAACAGCUCGAAUCGAAGGUCUCCCGCCUGAAUGACCUUGAGAGAGCUCUGUCAAAUUCUGCAGACGAGAAAGAUGCUCAGAUUCGACGGCUGACUACCACGGUAGAGGAACUACGAGAGAGCUCACGUACGCGAGAUGUGUUGUGUUUAUCUCUCGCAGAGGAGAAAAACAACUUACAACAACAACUGACAGAUGUGGGGACCCAGUGCCAACAAAUGGCUUUACGUCUGGAAAACAGCAAAACCAAACAAGGGGCACAACUCAAGGGAUCAGACAAGUUUUCAGAGGAAAUAGAAAGACUGAGAGAGGAAAACUUUUCAUUAAAGUCCAAACUAGAAGAGGUAACGAAGAUGAACCAUCGCUGGCAAUCCUACAACACAAUGCAGGAGCAGAGAAUUCAACAGCUGAUGGCUGAAAUGGAGGCUAACCAGGCUUUAAUGGUCACGCCUGAGCGAGAGGAAUCGAUCAACCGUGCAUUAGAGGAGGCCAAGACAAAGCUGCAGUCAAUGGAAAAUCAAAAGAAAGAGUUUGAAACCAAAUUAAAUGAGGCCCUGACAUACAAUUCCCACCUAACACAGGAAGUAGAAAAACUCCGAGAGGAGGUGAACUCUCGUCGGGAGGGAACUUGUCUUAGCAGCAACUCCGAGUCAAUUGAGGCUUUGAAACACCAAAUACAGAUAUGUACUGAAGACUUUGAAUAUGAACGAAGUGACAGAGAAAAAGCUCAACACAGGAUAUCUCAACUCGAAGAAGAAAUGAGACAAAUUAAAGCUGAGAGAGAUCGAUAUAAAACUCGACUGUCUCAGCUCGAGUCUGAAAAUAGCAAGAGAGAUUCAGUUGGCCGAAACCGCUUGCCUCAAGUAAAUAUGGAAUAUAACGUUCUCACCAACCAGUCACUUUAUAAUGACUUCAAUCUAAAUCAAGUCAACCAAGGCUAUUCUAUGGAGACUCAGCUUGCUGCAAGGGGUCCAAGCCAAAGUCCAGAACUCAAGCCACCAAAGAGUUUGCCUGUUGAUGUUAACCCAAUUAAAGGUCAAAGGACAAUGGAUCAAGGUCACUCUGGUCAAACCGUCAGUUCUUCCUUUUAUGCCGUGCAGAACAUGAAUGAAAUAGACAGUCCUCCUCAGAUGGACAGUACCUCACCUUUGACCCGACCUAGUUUUCCUAAAAAUAGUCAUGAGUUUCCUCCCCCUGAUAAAGGAGAUACUGAUUUAGGUUUAUCACUUAAAGUUCCAUCUUUAAAUGACCUUGAUGAAAUCAAUGAUUCAGAAAGUGAAACUGGUAAUGGCCAAAUGUUGUCUUGUCCAAAGUGUGGCCAAAGUUUUAGUGCUGAUUGUCAUGCACAGUUAGUGGAACAUUUAGAUGUCUGCUGUGAUUGACCUUGACCUUUCUAACCUUUGACCUCUAAAUCAUACACUUGAUGGUAUUUUAAUUAAGACAUUGAAUUUUCAAAGUCAUUAUGAGAUAAUUACUUGAAAUUUUUCAAAGGAGGGGAGGGCAAUAUAAAAAUUCCGGCUUGAUUUUGACGUUUAUAAAUUUUAGGGACAUUUUGGAAAAAUUUUCAUAUCUUUAAAUGUUUUACAAUAGCAAAAAUAUUUCAGCCUAUUCACAUUUCAUCCACAGCUAUGAUAAAUAAU
Messenger RNA from Saccostrea echinata, 2178 nucleotides. RefSeq names its product NF-kappa-B essential modulator-like. The coding region runs from base 64 to 1920 and encodes 618 amino acids. Gene Ontology annotation, biological process: regulation of phosphatidylinositol 3-kinase/protein kinase B signal transduction; mitotic cytokinesis. The transcript is spliced from 8 exons. The record is from RefSeq and is a predicted model, not a curated record. NCBI's taxonomy places the organism in Eukaryota, Metazoa, Mollusca, Bivalvia, Ostreida, Ostreidae. Gene Ontology annotation, molecular function: K63-linked polyubiquitin modification-dependent protein binding.